Molecule: messenger RNA, 2533 nt
Organism: Eptesicus fuscus (big brown bat)
Lineage: Eukaryota; Metazoa; Chordata; Mammalia; Chiroptera; Vespertilionidae
Gene: TAS1R2
Product: taste 1 receptor member 2
Exons: 6
Coding region: 1-2520 (839 amino acids)
Biological process (GO): G protein-coupled receptor signaling pathway; sensory perception of sweet taste
Cellular component (GO): membrane; sweet taste receptor complex
Molecular function (GO): sweet taste receptor activity; G protein-coupled receptor activity
Source: RefSeq, a predicted model, not a curated record
AUGGGACCUCAGGCCGGGGUGGUCUGCUCCCUGUUCUUUCUGCUCCAGGCCCUGGCUGCGCCGGCUGAGAACUCAGACUUCAGCCUGGCGGGGGAUUACCUCUUGGGUGGCCUCUUCACCCUCCAUGCCAACGUGAAGGGCAUCGUCCACCUCAACUUCCUGCAGGUGCCCAAGUGCAAGGAGUACGAAGUGAAGGCGCUGGGCUACAAGCUCAUGCAGGCCAUGCACUUUGCGGUGGAGGAGAUCAACAACCACAGCAGCCUGCUGCCCGGCGUGCGGCUGGGCUACGAGAUGGUGGACGUCUGCUACGUCUCCAACAACAUCCAGCCCGUGCUCUACUUCCUGGCGCAGGAGGACCAUCUCCUGCCCCUCCAGGAGGACUACAGCCGCUACGUGCCCCGCGUCGUGGCCGUCAUCGGCCCUGAAAACUCUGAGUCUACCAUGACUGUGGCCCACUUCCUCUCCCUCUUCCUCCUCCCACAGGUCACCUACAGCGCCAUCGACGACGACCUGCGCGAUAAGCAGCGCUUCCCGGCGGUGCUGCGCACGGUGCCCAGCGCCGACCACCACAUCGAGGCCCUGGUGCAACUGAUGCUCCACUUCCGCUGGAACUGGAUCGUGGUGCUCGUGAGCGGCGACGACUACGGCCGCCGGAACAGCCAGCUGCUCCGCGAGCGCCUGGCCCGCCACGACAUCUGCAUCGCCCUGCACGAGGCGCUGCCCACGCCGCAGCCCAGCCAGGUGGUGACGCCGCAGGAGCGCAGGCGCCUGGAGGCCGUGGUGGACAAGCUGCGGCACAGCUCGGCGCGCGUGGUGGUCGUGUUCUCGCCGGACCUGGCGCUGCACAACUUCUUCCACGAGGUGCUGCGCCAGAACCUCACCGGCGUCGUGUGGCUCGCCUCGGAGUCCUGGGCCAUCGACCUGGCCCUGCACAACCUCGCCGAGCUGAGCCGCACGGGCACCUUCCUGGGCAUCACCACCCAGAGCGUGUCCAUCCCGGGCUUCAGCGAGUUUCGUGUGCGCCGGGCUCAGGCCAGGAGGCCGGCGUCCAACAGGACCAGUCGGAGGGCCACCUGCAACCAGGAGUGCGACACCUGCCUGGACACCCUCGAGUCCUUCAGCACCAUCCUCACGCUUUCCGGCGAGCGCGUGUCCUACAGCGUGUACUCUGCCGUCUAUGCCGUGGCCCACGCGCUGCACAGCCUCCUGGGCUGCAGCCAGACCCACUGCUCCAAGGAGACGGUCUAUCCCUGGCGGCUGCUCCAGGAGAUCAGGAAGGUCAACUUCACCCUCCUGGGCCACCAUAUCUUCUUCGACGAGUCCGGGGACCUGCCCAUGCCCCUGGAGGUCAUUCAGUGGCAAUGGAACGUGAGCCAGAACCCGUUCCAGACCAUCGCCUCCUACUACCCCGCGCAGCGGCAGCUGAAGGACGUCCGCGGAGUCUCCUGGCACACCCCCGACGGCACGGUCCCCGUGUCCACGUGUUCCAAGGACUGCCAACCUGGGCAAAAGAAGAAGUCUGUGGGCAUCCACCCCUGCUGCUUUGAGUGUCUUGACUGCCUCCCUGGCACCUUCCUCAAUAAAACUGAAGAUGAGUUUGACUGCCAACCCUGCCCAAGCAACGAGUGGUCCCACAGGAGAGACACCUCCUGCUUCAAGCGGCGACCGACCUUCCUCCAGUGGCACAACGCACCCACCACCUGUGUGGUCCUGCUGGCGGGCCUGGGCUUCCUCGGCACCCUGGCCAUCCUGGCCGUAUUCUGGAGGCACCUCCAGACGCCCAUGGUCCGUUCAGCCGGGGGCCCCAUGUGCUUCCUGAUCCUGGCAUCGCUGCUGGUGGCGUACCUGAUGGUCCCCACGUACCUGGGGCCGCCCACGGUCUCCUCGUGCCUCUGCCGCCAGACCUUCUUCACCCUCUGCUUCACCGUCUGCAUCUCCUGCAUCGCCGUGCGCUCCUUCCAGAUCGUCUGCGUCUUCAAGAUGGCCCGCCGCCUCCCGCGCGCCUACGGCUACUGGGUGCGCUGCCACGGGCCCUACGUCUUUGUGGCGGUCAUCACGGCGCUCAAGGUGGCCAUUGUGACAGCCAGUCAGCUGUUCACUCCCACCGGCCCCACCGCCCGCGCCGACCCCGGGGACCCCAAGAUCAUGAUCCUCUCCUGCAACCCCAACUACCGCAAGGGGCUGCUGGUCAACACCAGCCUGGACCUGCUGCUCUCCGUGGCCGGCUUCAGCUUCGCCUACAUGGGCAAGGAGCUGCCCACCAACUACAACGAGGCCAAGUUCAUCACCUUCUGCAUGACCUUCUACUUCACCUCCUCCAUCUGCCUCUGCACCUUCAUGUCUGUCUACGAGGGGGUGCUGGUCACCUUCCUGGACCUCUUGGUCACGGUGCUCAACCUCCUGGGCAUCAGCCUGGGCUACUUCGGCCCCAAGUGCUACCUGAUCCUCUUCCACCCGGAGCGCAACACGCCGGCCUACUUCAGCAGCGCCAUCCAGGGCUACACCAUGGGCAGGGACUAGCGCCGCCCACGGG